GUCGGCCCCCGCCGCCCCCAGCGCGCCCCCCCCCCGCCGCGGGAGAAGGGGGGGGCCCCCCCGCCCCUCCCCCCAACCUCACCAGCAACCGGCGGCUGCAGCAGACCCAGGCCCAAGUGGAUGAGGUGGUCGACAUCAUGCGGGUGAACGUGGACAAGGUGCUGGAGCGGGACCAGAAGCUGUCGGAGCUGGACGACCGGGCCGACGCCCUCCAGGCCGGCGCCUCCCAGUUCGAGACCAGCGCGGCCAAGCUCAAGCGCAAGUACUGGUGGAAGAACCUCAAGAUGAUGAUCAUCCUGGGGGUGAUCUGCGCCAUCGUCCUCAUCAUCAUCAUCGUGUAUUUCAGCACCUAACGGCCGCCAGCUGCGCCCCGCCCCCGCCCGGGACCCCGCCCCUGGGCGUGUCCGGCCCCGCCCCGGGACGACGGGAGGAGGGGCCCCGCCCGGCCCCGCCCCGGGGAUCCCCGUGUCCCCCCCCCCAUCCCCCCCCCGCACCCCUCAGGGACCCCCCCUGCACCCCAAACCCCCCCCCGGGACCCCUCAGACCCCCCCCCGCCCCUCCCCCCAUGGCACCCCCAGACAUCCCCGGGCCCCUCCCCCACCCCCCCGCCCCUCCCCCCGGGACCCCCAAACAUCCCCCUCCCCCCCCCAAACCCUGCACUUCUCGCUAUGAACCCCCAAAGGGAGGCCCCGCCCCCACACCCCUCCCCCCCCCAGCACCCCCCACCCCCCAAAGCAGCCCCUCCCCCCCCCAACCGAGGUGCCCCCCCCGGGGGGGGGGGUUGAGCCCCCCCCGAGUGCUGGAAGGGCCCCCCCCAUACAUGAGAAUUUGGGGGUGACCCCAGAGUGGACGUGGGGGCGUCCCCGGCCCGGAGCACCCCAAAAGUGGGGGGGGGUGGGGGGGGGGGGGCGCGUCCCACCCCUCCCCCUCCCCCCGGAGGGAAUUUGGGGUCUCCCCGGGGACACCCCGGAGCGGUUUGGGGGUUCCCCCCCCCCCAAAGAAAAGUGGGGUGCGGGGGGUGCCCCCCCCCCCAGCCGGAGGAUUUUGGGGGUCCCCCCCCUUCCCCGGACCUGAGCACAAAGGGCCCCCCCCCAAGCCCCCCCCCCUUCAUUUUGGGGGUGCCCCACCCCCAUUUCACCUCCCUAUAGCUUUUGGGGGGGUCCCUGCGAUUUUGGGGACCCCCCCUUAAAAUAUAGGGGCUCCCCCUCCCCCCGCUGCACUCCAGGGGUCCCCCCAAAACCGGCUGGGGGGGGGACACCCCGAUUUUGCCGCCCCCCCCCCCACAUUCCAGGCCCCCGCUCCUUUUCUUGGGGGGGGGGGGGGGCGGGGCCUCAGCACUUCGGGGGGGUCCCCAAAAUUGCGGGGGGCCCCAAAACUUUAGGGGGGGCGAGGGGGUGUCCCCGAAAUCCAGGAGGGACCAUGAAAUGUUGGGGGGAGGGAGGGGUGUGGGAUGGGGAGGGGGGGGUCCCCCGAAACUGGGGGGGGACCCCGGAACUGGGGGGGACCCCGAAAUGCUGGGGGGACCCCAAAACGGCGGGGGGGGGACACACGACACCCCCCCAAAGACGUGACGCUGCCCUGAGUGCUGGGGGGGGGGACCCCGAAAUGGGAGGGGACCCCGAAAGUGAGGGAGAAAAGGGGGGGGUCCCCCCAAAUUCAAGGAGAUGCCGGAGCCUGGCCCCCCCCCCCCCCCCCCAAUUUAACACUCCCCCCUCAAAAGGGAGGGUUUUCACUCCAAAAUUGGGGGGUCCCCGGAUUUGGGGGUGCCCCCCCUCCCCCCCCCCCCAUCCCGUCCCGCGGGGGUUUUGGGGUGCACGUGCCCCCCCCCCCCCAAUCCCCCCCCCCCUGCAUGGAGCUGUGUGUGCGUGUCCCGGGGGGGUCCCCCCGCCCCCCCCACCCCCCCCCCCCCCAAACCCGGGGGGCGCCCCUCCCCCCUCCCCCCCCCCCCGAGCCGCUGCCGAGCCCCCCCCCCCCCCCCCCCCGGGCGAAGACGUGGAGGAUUUGGGGGGCCCCCCCCCACCCCCCCAAUACUGCGGAGGAGGAAUUGGGGUGCGGGGGGGGGGGCUCUGAUUUGGGGGGGGGGCGGGUGUCACUGCCGCCCCUCCCCCCCCGCUUUGGGGGGUGUCUCCCCCCCCCCCAGCCCCCCCCAGGACCCCCCGGUGGGGUUUUGGGGGGAGCCCCGGGUUUGGGGGGGGCCCCGGGGGGGUCCCCGAGUCCUGGUGUGAAACGUGUACAAUAAACUACAUGUCUGUGAGCGGC
This is a messenger RNA of Phalacrocorax carbo (great cormorant), 2259 nucleotides long. Lineage: Eukaryota; Metazoa; Chordata; Aves; Suliformes; Phalacrocoracidae. The record is from RefSeq and is a predicted model, not a curated record.